This is a messenger RNA of Chelmon rostratus (copperband butterflyfish), 1218 nucleotides long. RefSeq names its product zona pellucida-like domain-containing protein 1. The record is from RefSeq and is a predicted model, not a curated record. Gene Ontology annotation, cellular component: cell surface. The transcript is spliced from 10 exons. Bases 1 to 1218 code for a protein of 405 amino acids. NCBI's taxonomy places the organism in Eukaryota, Metazoa, Chordata, Actinopteri, Chaetodontiformes, Chaetodontidae.
AUGACUCUGUACCUUUGUCUCCCUCUGCUGGUUGUGCUGCUGCAUCCAGCUCGAUGUCUCUACAACUGCUCAUCCGAGUAUGAGAGGACCCCAGACAAUUCGGACCUGACAGUUGACUGCGGCGCCCGUACGAUCACCCUGGAGAUCAACCUGUGCACGGCUCAGUGGGCGGGCUUCAACACCACUGACCUGGCUCUGAACGGGAACCACAACACCACUGAGUGCCUGGGUUCUGUCGACACCAGUGUGGACCCUCCAGUCAUCCGUUACCAGCUUCCUGUUAACCACAGUCAGGAUAACCCCUGCCGCCAGUCUCUGCAGAUUGUGGAUGAGGCCCCGGACCCCACUGGCCCCUUCAGCAGCUUCUCAAGUAUCCAGUCAGUUAUCAUCACUGGGUACAUCGACACACCCAGAUCUGACCAGGGGCUGAUCAGCUACUCGACAGACCUCUAUUAUCACUUCUCCUGCCGCUACCCGCUGGAGUACCUGAUGAACAACACACAGAUUGUAGCCUCCUCAGUUUCUGUGGCCACCAGUGAUAAUAAUGGAACCUUCAUUGAUACACUGAGAAUGGGUGUUUUUAAUGACACCGACUACGGCUAUCCGUUAGUGGUACCGUCAACAGGACUUGAAUUACGAACCAGGAUCUAUGUGGAGGUCGUGGCUGUUAACCUCACAGGAAAUUUCCAUGUCCUGCUGGAUCACUGCUUCAGUACUCCCACUGCUUACAACAUAUCGCACAGCGAGCAGCACAACUUCUUCAUCGGCUGUGAAGUGGACCAAAGGACAUCUGUGGUGAGCAACGGCCUUUCCAAGGUGGCCCAGUUUAACUUUGAGGCCUUCCGCUUCAUUCAGCACCGUGACCAGCCAAAGUCCAGCAUCUAUCUGCACUGCAUACUGAGACUCUGUGAGCCCAGCAAAUGUCAAGAGCUGCUGUCUGCCUGUAAUAGCAGAAGAAAAAGAUCUGUGACUCCGUUUGGAAAAGAAAGCACCAAUUCUGCCACUUUGUCAGUUGGACCCCUUUACAUGGCCAGAGAAGACAGGCCAUAUUCAGCUGCCUACAGCAAUGACGUGGCAGAGAGGGACGAUGUGGACGUGACGGGCCUGGUGGUGGGGGUGGUGUUCGGCUCGGCUGCCGCUGCCUUGCUGGUUCUGGGUGGCUGGUUCGUCCUGAAGAAGUUUUACUGGGCGGGAGGAUUACCUCAUGCCUUCAACUGA